AUGACUUUGUUCAACAUCAAUGCUGUUGCUCAAGCUCCUCCCACAUCUCAGGGCUUGACGUAUAUAAACUCAACCAUCCACCCAGGCGCAUCCAUCUCUUUCAAGCAAACCACCAUCUGCGAGACCACUGAGGGCGUGAGAGGAUGGAGUGGCUACGUCAACCUUCCUCCUUCACCUCAAGAAGGUCGCAACUACCCAGUCCACACCUGGUUCUGGUUCUUUGAGGCUCGCAAGGAUCCUGCGAACGCGCCCUUGUCGCUGUGGCUUCAAGGUGGCCCUGGCGCACCAACAUCAGUGUCUGCUGUGAAUGAGAAUGGCCCUUGCAAUUUGCUCAACAACUCGAGAGAUUCUGUCAUUAAUCCUUGGUCUUGGAGCGAUAAGGUCAACAUGCUAUACAUCGAUCAACCGGUCAUGACUGGCUUCUCAUACGACUCAUUGAUCAAUGGUACCAUCUUUGAAGCUUUGUCUCCAUUCGCAGUUUUGCCCGCUCAGGUUCCGAAGAAUGACAGUUCGCUCGCUGGAAUCUUUUCCUCUGGAGAUAAGAGCUCGACACCCAAUAACACCUUAGCUGCUGCACCUCCGAUGUGGGACUUUAUGCAGAUUUGGCUGCGAGAUUUCCCAGGGUAUUCUGGUAAUAAGCAAAAGUUUAGUAUCUGGGGAGAGUCUUAUGGAGGACAUUGGGUCCCAACCUUUGCCGACUACUUCUACAAGCAAAACGACCGCAUCAGCUCUGGCGAGCUGAACGGGACACUACUCACCAUCGAAUCGCUUGGCCUAAUCAACGCUUGCAUUGACGCCGAGACUCAGAUACCCUUCUACCCUAUGAUGGCCGCCAAUAAUACCUAUGGUCUCAAAGUCUUCAAUGACACCACAUAUGCUUCCUCCAAGGCAGCUCUUCCUGAGUGCUUGAACCUCAUCAAGACCUGUAGAGCUAUUGAUCAAAGACUCAAUCCUGAUGGGUUUGGCAAUGACACAGAUGUGAAUCAGGCAUGCAACAAGGCUUAUGAGUAUUGUUUCAACUCUGUUGCUCGAGAGACUGCAUUGGGCAACAUCGAGGGUUACGAUGCAUUCCACUUCGAUAUCGCAUCGCCAUUCAUUCACAAUUUCCCGCCACGUUGGGCAGCUGGGUAUCUGAACAAUGCUACCGUGCAAGCAGAUCUUGGUGUUCCUCUCAACUUCACCGGCUUCUCCGCGGUCGUUGCUCAAGAAUUCGAGGCUUCGGGUGAUUUUCUCAAAGGCAAUGGUCUUGCCAUCCUUGGUCAAAUGCUUGACCGUGGUGUCAAAAUAUCUUUGCUAUAUGGAGAUCGCGAUUAUCAGUGUAACUGGUUUGGCGGCGAAGCCAUCAGUCUUGCCAUCAAUUCCAGCAUCUCAACCUCCUUUGAGAAAGCAGACUAUACUGAUCUGGAGACUAAUACCUCAUACAUCGGUGGUUUGACAAGACAAUACGGCAAUCUCUCAUUCAGUCGUAUCUUCCAAGCCGGUCACGAAGUGUCGUAUUACCAACCCGAAACAACAUAUCAAAUCUUCAACCGUGUCCUCUUUGACCGCGACGUCGCGACCGGUCUUGUCUCUACCCUUCCGACCUCAAAUGCUUCAACCUACGCCACAACAGGCUCCUCUUCCGCCCUCAUCUCUGUUGGUCCUGCUAUCAAAUUCGAGUCCGAUGCUCCGUCUUGCUAUCUCUGGGAUAUCAUGGAGACGUGUACACCUGCCCAGACCCAGCUGUUUAAGAACGGAAGUGCCAUCACUGAGGACUUCAUUCUUGUGGGGUAUACGUUUGGGGAUGGCACUAAAGUGUUCUAUAACCAGAGUGAGGGUGCUGGGAGUGGUAAUGAACCAUCGCCACAGUCGUAUGUUCCUGCCAAUGGAGCGUCGCGUGUUUCUGCGAUUUAUCUGGAAUUGGCUGUAAUGGUUGCCCUCAGUGUCGCUGUGGUCAUAUAG
Aureobasidium namibiae CBS 147.97 is the source of this 1941-nucleotide messenger RNA. RefSeq names its product alpha/beta-hydrolase. The record is from RefSeq and is a predicted model, not a curated record. Lineage: Eukaryota; Fungi; Ascomycota; Dothideomycetes; Dothideales; Saccotheciaceae. The transcript is spliced from 5 exons. Gene Ontology annotation, biological process: proteolysis. Gene Ontology annotation, cellular component: fungal-type vacuole. The coding region runs from base 1 to 1941 and encodes 646 amino acids. Gene Ontology annotation, molecular function: serine-type carboxypeptidase activity.